Molecule: messenger RNA, 1128 nt
Organism: Suncus etruscus (white-toothed pygmy shrew)
Lineage: Eukaryota; Metazoa; Chordata; Mammalia; Eulipotyphla; Soricidae
Gene: ANXA3
Product: annexin A3
Exons: 12
Coding region: 23-994 (323 amino acids)
Cellular component (GO): cytoplasm
Molecular function (GO): calcium-dependent phospholipid binding; phospholipase inhibitor activity; calcium ion binding
Source: RefSeq, a predicted model, not a curated record
UGAAAUCUCAAGGGGGGAUAUCAUGGCAUCUAUCUGGCUUGGACUCCAAGGGACUAUCAGAGAUUAUCCAGGUUUUAACCCAACUAUGGAUGCUGAAGCAAUUCAUAAGGCAAUUAAAGGACUUGGAACUAAUGAGAAAGCUCUCAUUGACAUUCUCACUGAGAGGACAAAUGCUCAACGACAGUUGAUUGCGAAGGAAUAUCAAGAAGCUUAUGACAAGACACUGAAAGAUGACCUGAAGGGUGAUCUUUCUGGCUACUUUGAGCAUCUCUUGGUGGCCCUGGUGACACCACCAGCAGUGUUUGAUGCGAAGCAACUGAAGAAAUCCAUGAAGGGCACUGGAACUGAUGAAAGCACAUUGAUUGAAAUCUUAGUUACCAGAACAAGCAGCCAGUUAAAGGAGAUUUCUCAAGCCUACUAUACAGUAUAUAAGAAGAGUCUUGGAGACGACAUUAGUUCUGAGACGUCUGGUGAUUUCCGGAAAGCUCUGUUGACUUUGGCAGAUGGUAGGAGAGAUGAAAGUCUGAAAGUAGAUGAAUAUCUGGCCAAAAAAGAUGCCCAGAUUCUCUAUGAUGCUGGUGAGAACAAGUGGGGCACAGAUGAAGAUAAAUUCACGGAGAUCCUAUGUUUUAGGAGCUUUCCUCAACUGAGACAAACAUUCGUUGAAUACAGAAAAAUUUGCGAGAAGGACAUUGAGGACAGCAUAAAAGGAGAAUUAUCUGGGCAUUUUGCAGAUGUACUGCUGGCCAUAGUUCAUUGUGCAUGGAACAUGCCUGCCUAUUUAGCUGAAAGACUACAUGGAGCUCUGAAGGGUGCAGGAACUGAUGAAUUUACUCUGAACCGAAUAGUGGUUUCCAGAUCAGAAAUUGACCUUAUGGACAUUCGAGCAGAGUUUAAGAAAAAUUAUGGUUAUUCCCUCUAUUCAGCAAUUCAAUCAGAUACUUCUGGGGACUAUGAGAUUGCUCUCUUGAAGAUCUGUGGAGGAGACGACUGAAGCGAGAACAUAAAUUUCAAAGGUUACCUGCUUUCACCAUGAACCUUUCUAACAGUUCCACUUCCCUCUUUGUUACUGGAUUGGAAAGUACAAUCAAUGAUACACAACAACUUGCUUUCCUAAUGGAAAAUUUA